AUGGCUUUCCGGAAUCCCGUCCGUCAGCUCACGAGCAGGACCUCAACCAUCUCCAAGCUCGCAGAGAGACCAACGACCUCGUGGUGGCAACGAAGCAGCGCUGAGCAACUGCGAUCCUUUGCCACUCCAGUGCCUCCUGUAACUCAAGAUGCUACGAGCUCGAAAGGGCCUACGGCCAUGGUGUUUAUGAACAUGGGUGGGCCGUCAACUACCGAUGAAGUUGAGGAUUUCUUGAGCAGACUCUUCGCAGAUGGUGAUUUAAUCCCUCUCGGAAGACUGCAGAACUAUCUCGGGCCUCUCAUCUCCAAGCGUCGAACUCCCAAGAUCGUCAAGCAAUAUGCAGCGAUUGGUGGUGGAUCACCAAUUCGAAAAUGGUCAGAGUACCAAGCCGCAGAGAUGUGCAAGCUCCUGGACAAAAUGUCCCCAGAAACAGCACCACAUAAGCCAUACGUGGCUUUUAGAUAUGCGAAUCCAUUGACCGAAGAGAUGUACCACAAAUUGCUUGCGGACGGGUUUGGGAAUGGGAAGGGAGGGAGAGCGGUUGCGUUUACACAGUAUCCACAGUAUUCCUGCUCAACGACUGGUAGUAGCUUGAACGAAUUGUGGAAGUGGAGACAAAGGUUGGAGGGCAAGGCUGCAGGCGCUGGCAAUAUUGCUGGUGGUGGAAACGAUGGGACUAUCAGCUGGAGUGUGAUCGAUCGAUGGCCUGUCCAUCCAGGAUUAGUCGAUGCGAUUGCCCUGAAUAUUGAGGAUAAACUAGCUACAUAUCCAGAGGAGGCCAGGAAGGACGUUGUGUUGCUCUUUUCGGCACACAGCUUGCCCAUGUCUGUGGUCAACAGAGGCGAUCCAUAUCCCUCGGAGGUGGCAGCUACAGUCUAUGCAGUUAUGCAACGAUUGAACUUCUCUAAUCCAUAUCGAUUGGUCUGGCAAUCACAGGUCGGACCUAGCGCGUGGCUCGGUGCGCAAACCAGCGAUACGGUUCAGAAUUACAUUCAGAAAGGCCAGAAGAACCUGAUUCUUAUCCCCGUGGCCUUCACAUCAGAUCACAUCGAGACACUAUACGAACUGGAUGAAGAAGUCAUUGGCGAGUCGGGUCACAAGGAUACAGUCAAAAGAACCGAAAGUUUGAACGGUUCACCUGUUUUCAUUCAGGCAUUGGCGGAUAUUGCAAAGGCACAUCUGGAAAGUGGAGAAGCUUGUAGCAAGCAGAUGGGAUUGAGAUGUCCCGGCUGCAAAAGCGAGAGGUGCGCAGAGAGCAAGAAGUUCUUUGCUGGUCAGAAAACAGGGCAGACCUUUGCUGUCUAG
This is a messenger RNA of Amorphotheca resinae ATCC 22711, 1305 nucleotides long. RefSeq lists its product as hypothetical. Lineage: Eukaryota; Fungi; Ascomycota; Leotiomycetes; Helotiales; Amorphothecaceae. The transcript is spliced from 3 exons. Gene Ontology annotation, biological process: heme biosynthetic process. The coding region runs from base 1 to 1305 and encodes 434 amino acids. The record is from RefSeq and is a predicted model, not a curated record. Gene Ontology annotation, molecular function: protoporphyrin ferrochelatase activity.